Messenger RNA from Dermatophagoides farinae (American house dust mite), 2019 nucleotides. Its product is annotated as serine/threonine-protein kinase RIO3. The record is from RefSeq and is a predicted model, not a curated record. Gene Ontology annotation, biological process: protein phosphorylation. Lineage: Eukaryota; Metazoa; Arthropoda; Arachnida; Sarcoptiformes; Pyroglyphidae. Gene Ontology annotation, molecular function: protein serine/threonine kinase activity; ATP binding.
UACGUUUUCUAUACGUUUUUUUUCUGUUCCUCUUGCUUUAGAUUUGGCUCAUUGUGUUGGAUUUAUUCAUACGGAUUGCGUAAGAAAAACGUUUUCAUCGUUUUAUGUUGAUAAUUGUUGUGUCGAUGUUGUGGUGCAAUUGAGUUGUGGUGGCUAAGAUUGUAUAUAAAUACUUUGUUGUUGAUUCUUGUAUAAAUUGUAUAGUGUGACAGUCUUAUAUUGAAUUGAAUAUAUAUAAUUUAGUGCUUAAAAGAAAUUGUUAUAAAGAAAUGUCGAAUAAAACCUGGUCCGAAUUAGUUAGCCAAAGUUCGAUUGGCCAAGAACAUCAACAACAAUCAUUAACAUCGAUUGAAACGUUAUCACCACCACCACAACAACAACAAUCCAUUUCAUUAAAUGAUAUCAUGUCCGAACAAUUGGCAUUGGAUCUUAGUGUCAAUCAAUGUUCUUCCAGAGAUUAUAAACAAAUUUCUAAUCAAUCUGAAAAUCAAAUUACACCCGAUUAUGAAAAUCCAUUGAAUAAUAUGACCGAAGAAUUAGAGUGUUCCAAUGAUGAAAUGUUGGCAAAAUUAUUACAACAUGAACUUGAUCUUGAACAUGAUCGAAUGUUAAAAUUGGAAGAAAAACAAUACAAUGCUAAUUCAAAAGUACAGCUAUCAUUUGAAAAACUUCGCCGCAUACGUGAUGAAGAUCUUGGUGAUUCUGAUCUGGAUGAUGAGAUUCAUCAUGAAUACGGUGAAGAAUCAAAACAUUGGGAUUUUUUUGAACAAAAAGAAAAACAAGCACCGAAAAUUGGUAAACAAGGUUAUGUGGUGGCCAAAAAUGGUGAAGUUACCACUAAACAUGAUAUUGAAUUGAACAAAUGUCGUAAUGCUUGUAAGGUGAUGGAAUUUGAAAGCGAUAUACGAACCGGUGAUGGUGGUGGAUUUCCGAUGAAAUUAUCGAAUAAUGUAUACAAUGCAUUAAAAGUACAUAGCAUCAGUGAAGGAAAACGUAUGGCUCGUUUGCAUGAGAAAAAGGAAAAAUCAUCAGCAGAAAAAGCUGUCGAUGCUAAAAGUAGAAUUCUAUUAUUUAAAUUGAUUAACGGUGGCACUUUGGAAACGAUGAAUGGUAUUAUUGCCACCGGUAAAGAAUCGGUAGUUAUUCAUGCUAUUGGACAGAAUAUUGAAAAAGGUAUUCCAUUGGGUGAAGUGGCUGUUAAAGUUUUCAAAACAACCAUCACCGAAUUUCGUGAACGUAUCCAAUAUAUUGUUGGUGAUCCAAUUCUUGAACAAACGGGAAAAUUAUCUAAACAAAAUCCAAAAUUAACGAUACCUUUAUGGGCAGAAAAAGAAAUGCACAAUUUGAAUCGAUUACGUAAAUUUGGAAUCGCCUGCCCUGAAGUUGUAUUACUGAAAAAACAUAUCCUAAUCAUGACGUUUAUUGGCCGUGAAGGCCGCCCUGCACCAACAAUUAAAAAUCUAAAAUUUCCCGAAGAAUUAUUCAAUAGAAUUUGGACUGAAACUGAAAAAUUAAUGAUACGAUUGUACAAAGAAUGUGAUAUGAUUCACGCUGAUCUAAGUGAAUAUAAUCUAUUGUGGUAUGAGAAUAAAUUAUGGUGUAUUGAUGUUUCACAAUCAGUGCGAACUACACAUCCAAUGGCAUUCAGAUUCUUAUGGAGAGAUUGUGUCAAUAUUUGCAAGUUUUUCUCAAAAAAAUUAUGCGACUUUAAAUCACCUUGCAAACUAUUUGAAACGAUUACGGGCAAAAAUAUGAGCGAAUUGGAACAUGAUGCCGUUGUCAUUGAAUUAUUCGACAAGAUGGAAAACUAUGAGAAAAGUAGAAAAAAUGUUGACAUUUGCUCUUUUGAAACGAAACAACAAUGUGAACCGGAUAUGUUUGAUGAAUUGUUUGAAAAAGCAUUACAACAGAAUCGUGCCGAAGGUUUUGUAAAGGCAUAGACAUUGUUCCUGGAUAUGUGGCAAAGAAUUCAUUAUUGAUUGAUUUAUGUGUGAGCAAUUUUUGGAAUCGAAUUAAUUU